Molecule: messenger RNA, 1826 nt
Organism: Seminavis robusta
Lineage: Eukaryota; Bacillariophyta; Bacillariophyceae; Naviculales; Naviculaceae
Source: the annotation of a GenBank genome assembly
GGCAGGAGCGCGGGUUGUUUCGUACAGACCAACGUGAGCCCCGUGUCAGAAAAAUUUGGAGAAAUCGGCUUCGGACAUCCCGCCACUAUUAAAUUUUGGUGGACAUGAUGCACACUUAAUUUAAAUGCUUUUGAGUGGGAGUGGUCAUCACUGCAUUCUUGUGUCUACCUUGGUUGGGUUGUUAUUAGCAUUGGAGCUAUUGGCAGUGUGCGGAGAGAACAAGGCGUCGAUCUCUCUUGGAUAACUUAUUGGCUGAUACCCUUUCAUUAUCAGUGUCCUUUAUUGCAACCACUACCAUACCAUCGGACUUUUGCUUCAUUUCUUGUCCAUCUGUCAGGAGAGAUUCGAUCAGGUUCCGAAGAUAUCUAUCAUGAGCAACUUGUCAACCUUUCAACACCGGAGCAUGACGGUUGUCCUGUUGAGUCUCGUCUCCAUGGUGGCUUGUUUCAUGUGGUGGGGAAAAUUGCCUAUUGGGUUUUUACAAAUCGAAACGACCGAAUCCAAGGGAUUCCGUCCAGCAUGGGCUCCCCCGUUUUUGUUCCAAUCGGAAUGGGUAGAUAACACCGAUGAUGAGGUGGAGUUCACAGGAGAUGACGACAAUUACAAAGAGGGAGAACGAAUCCGUUCCAUGGACAAGAUGGAAAACAAAAAGCGCUUAAGAAACAAGAAUGCUUCCAACAGUACCAAGCAAAACUUUGCCUUUGAAAACUACAAGGAACGUCCUAAAAUUGUCUGGCUGAUGAGUUAUCCCAACAGUGGGACCAGCUACACCAUGACCAUGGUAUCACGCGCGUCCAAUCGAGCCAUUGCUUCCAACUAUGGACGUGAAGUCACGGAACCUCCCACAUUCAAUACGCCUCUCUAUCCAGGGGAAGACUGGAGCUGGAAUGGACCUUUCUACAAACCAGAUCCACGAAAGCCAUUGCCGGAUGACUAUGUCCUCGUCAAGACUCAUUGUGGUGGCCGCUGCACUUUGUGUGGUCCCGAUCGCUAUGUCAUGACAGAAAAGGACUUUUUUGAUGAAUGUCGACGAGGCAGUGGUCUCUUCCCCAAAGAGGUUCAAAAACGAGUGAAGGAGAUGCAGCCGCCCAGUUCUUCCAAUGCUUUAUCCUCCACAGUCCAUGAAGGAUUCCAAAUUGUACACUACAAUGCCAGCCUUGUCAAGAAAGCAAUCCACCUAUACCGAAAUCCAUUUGACAACAUUGUCUCGAGAUUCCAUUUGGAACGCAUACACUGGGCAGCCAAAAAGAUGGAACGAGAAAUCAAGCGAUACACCAAUGAUGCUGAAGGAUUCCAACGAUGGUGCAAAGAUUCGAAUGCCGAAUAUGGCCCCAAACCCAACAAACCAAACAAGUUUCUUCCAAAAGAUGUAGUACGGCUCAUGCAGGGUGUUCCCUGUCAUGGAGAAAUCUACCGAUAUACCCAAUGGCAUAAUCUGGCCAAUGCUGUUAUCAACCACAACAACAAAACAAAUCUGAUAAUCCACUACGAAAACUACGACAAGAAGUGGAACGAAACUGCCGGCAAGAUUCUGGAUUUCUUACACUUGGAAAUGCAAGGGACCAACAAGGACUUUAGCGCACGGCACGAUUAUGAUCCAUACUUUACUCCGACCCAACGGAGUGCCGCAAAGGCGCUCAUGCAACGGGUGGCUACAAAGGCUGUCUGGAGGCAACUUGAACGAUAUUUUCAGGAUGUUCCCUAAAGGGUGGAAAGUUAUAAACGCCCUAACGAAUGCAUCCAAUUGGCAAGCACUGGCUGAAGUAGAAAACAACACCUUAUGCUUUUUAACUUCUUUGCAAUUAUUUGAACGGGUACAACUGACU